AUGCCGUUCAUUCCGAACACCCCCGAGUCCCUCAUCGGUCGCUCGGACUCCAAAAACCCCGCUACGACAUGUAGAGGCAUUACUGGAGGCGGUCGUCCGUGCCGUCGACCGCUGGCAGCAUCUCCGGGGUCUUCUCCUGCAGCGUCUCCGGCCGCCUCUCCUCUCCCACCGCGGACCCCACCACGAACUCGAGUCAACAGGCUGCGCGCCGACGACCCAAGUAACCCGAAUUUGUACUGUUGGCAACACAGAGAUCAAGCGAGUUCUUCCGCGAGGUCUAGCCCGGGGCCAAAUACGAGAACCACACCGAUACUCGAGACCCGUGAGAGCUUCGAUAGCCUCAUCGACCGACUUGGUAUUGUGGAGGCACAAAGACAGGGCCGGAAACCCGUGCGUAAGUCUGCGAAACCAGAAAAUGAGAAGAUCGUACAGACUAGCAACACGAACGUCUCACAGCCGCACAAGCGAAAGGCAAAGCCCAAGACUGUGAGCUUCUGCUGUUGCUUCACAAUGCCCGUGGUAGAGGAAGAGCGGCCAACGAGACCAAAACCGAGACCAAUACAGGGUGCGCCCGGAAAGGCCGCCACUGCAAAGCUGCCGUCGAGCCAGCAUCUUGCGCCAUCCUCCGCGGGUCCCCGGCCAAGCCUCACAGCAUCGAAGCACUCGUCGGUGCAAUCCAAUGUCUCGCAGACAUCUCAAUUCCUCUCCUUGAUCCCUCCUGCUGCCUCACCGCAGACAGCUUCACAGUUACUUGCAGAACUUGCGAAGCCAAUAUCGAAUCGAGACGAAGCGGGCUACAUCUACAUCUUCUGGCUGACACCAGAGUCGCAAUCCGCAGCGCCCCCAGCCGAGGCAGCCAGGAACUUGUUAGCCCCACCUGCACGCUCAGAUAUGCGUCAACGACGAACCAGUGAUGUCCUGCAGUCCUUUGCAAAUCAGACAAACAAGGCCGGCUCCUCGAGCAAGACGGUCCUGCUGAAGAUUGGCAGGGCGUCCAAUGUCCAACGGCGUCUGAACGAGUGGUCGCGACAAUGUGGGUACAACCUCUCGCUGAUCCGCUAUUACCCCUAUAUCUCAACAACUCAGCCCUCGACACCCCGCAAGAUGCCGCAUAGCCACAAGGUUGAACGCUUGAUACAUAUCGAGCUUGCGGGUGCUGGACUCCGUGUUAGUGACAAGGGGAACUGUGACACCUGUGGCAAAGCUCAUAGGGAGUGGUUUGAGGUCGAAGCCAGUAGACAGGGCAUCACCAUGGUUGACGAAGUCGUCAAACGCUGGUCAGACUGGGACGAGUCAAGAUGA
Messenger RNA from Anthostomella pinea, 1302 nucleotides. Lineage: Eukaryota; Fungi; Ascomycota; Sordariomycetes; Xylariales; Xylariaceae. The record is from the annotation of a GenBank genome assembly.